This is a messenger RNA of Penicillium angulare, 2574 nucleotides long. RefSeq names its product Sin1 family protein. Lineage: Eukaryota; Fungi; Ascomycota; Eurotiomycetes; Eurotiales; Aspergillaceae. Gene Ontology annotation, molecular function: phosphatidylinositol-4,5-bisphosphate binding. The transcript is spliced from 3 exons. Bases 1 to 2574 code for a protein of 857 amino acids. Gene Ontology annotation, cellular component: plasma membrane; cytoplasm; TORC2 complex. The record is from RefSeq and is a predicted model, not a curated record. Gene Ontology annotation, biological process: TORC2 signaling.
AUGUCUCUCCUUCACAAUGAAGAUUUCACUAUCUGGCAACUACGAUCCUCAUACUUGUCCACAAUCAAAGAUGGAAUUGGCGACCGCCUGAUAAACGUAAAUGAUUCCGUCCUCAACACUCCGGGAUUCCGCGCCGCCGGCUGGUCGACAGUUUCCACUACCAACAACUCCAGCAGCGCAUCUUCCCUCAAACGCACCUACUCACCGCCGAUUCCCACAACAACAGCAGUGUCCUCGGAAUACUAUCGACUCGCCGUCAGAGAUGCCAAUGCCGCGCGGGAUGACAUUCAAGGGCUGGGUCUAGAGGAGGGCGAGGAUGAAGAAGGUGGAAUGGUCACAGGGAAGAGCAAUAUGGAUAUGAUAAGUCGGCGGCAUCAUGACAGAGCUGCGAAGAAGAAACUUCGACGUGAACGUGAUCGCCAGACCGAGGCCCAGCGCCAAGCGGAAGCGGAAGAUGAAGACAGCAGUGAUUUGAGCGAUAGUGACGACGAGGGAGAUAAUCUUCGAAGAUCUACCGACCAGAUUGAUUUCCCCAAGGUACCUAUUCGUCGUGACCGAUCCGAUUCCUCUCCAAUGCGCUCGUCAGAACAGAAUGAGCGACCAGAACUCAUGAUAACAUCACCCUCAACACAAAAUCUCGCAAACCAUUAUCGAGCAGGAUCUCUGGGGAUAUCCCUCAAAGGCACCGAGCGAAGACCACGACGGGAUACUACCACAAGCAGUGAUCUAUCCACCGAUAACGAGGUAGACACACAACCGUGUAGGCCAGGUCAAGUGCAAUUCUCGAAUACCAAUGAAGUUUUUGAACGGCCUCGGAGGAGACGCGAGAGAACCGGCAGUCGUGGUGCUGAGAGUAUAGCUCUUGAAGACUUGCAAGAGCAGGACGAGGACUCCGGAGUGGAGUCAGUCGGCUCGGCUCUAUCCUCUGAAUUUGAUGCUACAGCCGGAUCUGGCUCACUUCUACUGGCUGGUGUGGGCCUCAACGGUAGCUUGAACUCGUCCUCUCCCGUUGCUCUCAUGCAUCAACUGCCGUCGAACACCGGGCCUCAAAAUGGCUCCCCACGAAAGUCGAAGCCCGCGCCAACUCCUGAAUUAUCAGAUCUCCCACCUCCACGACCCAUCAGCACCAUCCAACCGGUUAGUCUGUUGACUAAACAGCUCAAAACCAGGAACCGAGCACCAAGCAAUCCAGUUGAAAAGUUCAUGGUACUUUCAGGAUCUGGGCAAGGAGACCCCUUAUACCUAAAAAUCUACCUUCCAUUUUCGUCUGAUCCAGAGGAGCCUCUCGAUCUACCGCUCAUGAGAGAAUCUAAGCUUUCAGAUCAUCCCGCAGCGGUCACUGUUGCCGAAGCAAUUGGUCUAGCCCUUUGGAAAUAUUCUGCAGAUUCACGCACUCCAACAUUGGAGCGCGAGAAGCUUACCGUGAACCACUGGACAUUGCGAAUGGUUGAUGAUGGCGAGGUAGAGUAUGAUUUCCCGGCACUCGGGCGUGUGGUUCCAAUGACCGACUUCACCUCAAACAAUAAUCAAGCGGCGAAGGCGCGGGGGCGUUCACGAGGGAAACCAUACGAUGAGUUUGCACUGGUGGAAGCCUCGAAGAGCGAGUUUGAAGAAAACGAAAGACUUUAUCCUCAGUAUAGCCAAGCUGUGACAGCAGAGGAAUCUGAGCCACAGGCGGCGAAUCUUGCAGUGCCAGGCGCCCAGCCUUCACCACAGAUCAAAUUGCCAAUUGGACGCCAGAAUCCAAUCCUUCAACCAUUUUCAUCUGCUCUUAAUGACAACACCUUGACCCCUGCUGAUCGACCUGCGGUCCCCAUAUCUCAUGCAACACCUCGCAUUGGGGUCUCCAAGACUCUAAAGAUCCGUUUCUUGAACAUUGAGGGUUCCGCGCAUGUCAUGACUCUCAACACCUCUGCUGAUAGUUACAUUGCGGAGAUAUUGGAUUCCGUAUGUAAACGUUGGGGCUUGGAUAAAGGCAAUUAUCUUCUCAAGGUCAUGGGGUCGAAUACAGUUGCCCCGCUUGAUCGGACUGUUGAAGCCCUAGGACACAUUACGGAACUCGAUCUUGUCAGGCGGCGUUUUGGGGCAGGCCCUCUUUCUCUUGGCGGAUCACCAGGAAGCUCGUCGCCGAAUGCACCUCUUCAAGUGGACAACACUACCUCAAACCCCGCUACUGUCAAGAAAGGCAAAAAAGGUGCCAAUACGUUACCGUCAUCCUCUCAGAAGCAAGAUCUUAUUGGAGGCUACUAUCGCCGUUACCAUGUCUACCGAAAACAGCCUAUGUCUUUUACCGCCUCCAACCAUCGCAUGUUGACAUUUGAUACCGACUACAUGCAUAUUGUACCAGGGGAAACAGGGAAGACCGGUUCCGAUGCCAAGACCCGCUCCAUCAAUUUCAACGAUGUGGUAGGAUGCAAGGUUAGUCGGCGUCACCCGAAGAGCUUUCGAGUUGUUGUGCUUCGCGGAAACGAGGCUAGCGAGCAGAAACGGUACGACUUCGAAGCUCGAAACCCAUCGGAAGCCAUCGAGAUUGUGGACGAAAUCAAGAAGAACAUGGCGCAUUACCGGAUAUAA